GGAGGAGGGCUUUGGGUCGAGAACAACCUGACAUCCAGAUGGGCAGGCCACCAGGGAAGAUGAUCGCCCGAUUCUAAGACAACGGUUUUCCUGUGCAACCCUGGGCCGCUGCAGAGAGUCUCUGCAUAUAUGCUACGGUUGGUGCACUAUCUCGUCAAGGCUAUGAAGCCUUCUGGUCCGGGAUGCCGCAUACGCACUUGUUUGCAAAACCACAUGUCAACCUAGAUAUCUGAGCUACAACAGUCUUUUGUUGACUGGCAGACCUCAUGGAAAUGUUGUCCUUAGCAGGCCUACUCUUCGCCUCAGCCUUCCUCCUCCUUGCAGGCAAGAUCAUCACAGUUUAUCUGCGCUUUGCCUCAAUUCCAGGUCCGUUCCUGGCUGGUUUCACUGACCUGUGGCGAUGGCGAGCACAAAACUCCAGAGGCUACUCGGCAAGGCUGGUGCACCUCCAUCAAACGUAUGGCAAGCUCGUUCGCCUUGGACCAAACCAUAUCAGCAUCAGUGAUCCUGAUGCCGUUCCCAUCGUCUAUACGACGAAUCCUGUCUGGCACAAGGCUCCAUCCUAUCAUCCAGCUGCGCCGAUUAGCGGAGGCCGGGCAGUACCUAGCAUCAUUGCAAUGACCGAAGCGCAACAUACGGCUGUCCGACGAUCUGUCGGAAGCGCUUUCACGACCAACUCUCUACUUGACUACGAAUCAGCCAUUGAAGCCUCGGGAAAUGAUCUCUUGGAAGCUCUGGAGAAGCAAACAUCACUUGAUAUAACGCAUUAUUUGCAGCUCUGGGCCGUCGAUGUGUUGAUGCGUCUUGCCUUCAACGAGUCACUAGGUUUCAUGCAGAAGGGAGACGACGUGGAUGGCAUCCUUGAAGCAAUCGUUGGUCGGUUCGAUCACUGGGGACACUGGUCUGCUGUGCCAACUCUGGAGUACUACCUCUUCAAGAGCCCAUUUGCCUCUUUUGUGAAGAAGAAGGCCAACAGUGCCUUGGCCAGAGUUGGGUUAGAGAAGAUACAAGCACGAUCCAUGUCUCAAAGCCAAAUGCAAAACAGAGACUUGAUGCAGAAAUUUCUUGAUGGUCAAGCCAAACACCCCGACCUGGUUUCGCACGACGAGAUCCUUGGAAUCAUCAUGUCAACGAUUGGAGCUGGGGCAGACACCACGGCUGGCACGAUGACAUACACAUUGUAUCUGCUCUGUCAGAAUCCAGAGGCCAUGCAAGGCUUGAAGGACGAACUACAGCAGGCUCUGGAGAAUGGUAGCAUGACGUAUCCACCAAAGUGGACGCAGGUGAACAGGCUGCCAUAUCUCGAAGCUGUAUUGAAAGAAUCGAUGCGGCUGAUGCCUAUUGCCGCUUGGGGUCUAGACCGAGUUGUCCCCCAAGGAGGCGCUACCAUCUGCGGUCACUACUUUCCAGCUGGCACAGUUGUUGGGUGCCAGAUCGACGCCACAAUGCUCGACGAGGAUGUUUAUGGCAGGGACUCUGCUCUCUUCCGACCAGAGCGAUGGAUGGAAGCGGCCGAGGAUCAGAGGCGCCGUAUGGACCGGGCGUUUAUUGCUUUCAGCGCGGGCAAACGUAUCUGCAUGGGCAUCCACAUCGCCUGGCUGGAGUUAAAGAAGGCACUACCUUUGCUGGUGAUGAAUUUCGACAUGGCUCUUGUCAACCCCAACCAAAACUUGAAAGAGGAAAUCAGGAUAAGUGCAGUCAAGUAUGCCCCUCCGAUCUGGAUGAGCCUCUGCAAGAAAGAGGUCACGAGCCAGGGAUGAGGGACAAAGGAAGCACCUUGACUAUAUAGCAUCGCAUGGUCGGCGUUCGGCUGCUGUAAAGUAACACCUCGAGCUAAGAGGGUUUCACAAC
Messenger RNA from Exophiala viscosa, 1851 nucleotides. Its product is annotated as cytochrome P450. The coding region runs from base 267 to 1760 and encodes 497 amino acids. Gene Ontology annotation, molecular function: oxidoreductase activity, acting on paired donors, with incorporation or reduction of molecular oxygen; heme binding; iron ion binding. NCBI's taxonomy places the organism in Eukaryota, Fungi, Ascomycota, Eurotiomycetes, Chaetothyriales, Herpotrichiellaceae. The transcript has 3 exons. The record is from RefSeq and is a predicted model, not a curated record.